Messenger RNA from Bufo gargarizans (Asiatic toad), 5615 nucleotides. RefSeq names its product protocadherin 12 (gene PCDH12). Gene Ontology annotation, cellular component: plasma membrane. Bases 216 to 3734 code for a protein of 1172 amino acids. Gene Ontology annotation, molecular function: calcium ion binding. Gene Ontology annotation, biological process: homophilic cell-cell adhesion. The record is from RefSeq and is a predicted model, not a curated record. Lineage: Eukaryota; Metazoa; Chordata; Amphibia; Anura; Bufonidae. The transcript is spliced from 4 exons.
UUCUUCCCCACAUCAUGCACAACCUUUUGUGUGAACACACUGAAUUGUGCAAAUGAAAGAAACCACGUCAGAAACUACAGACCUAGUCUGUACCACAGACUCCAUGCAUUCAACAGCAGCAAGGAUACAAAUGUAAAGAAGAAUUUGAAGACCUCGUGUUGAACUUCACAACUUUUUUUGAGAAGUCUUUUAUUUUGUCCUUGUUGCAGUAAACCAUGGUUGGGAUUCUUAAAGUCAUCAGCCAUAUCUAUGCUUUUCUACUUAUUUGCUCCUACCACAAAAGCCAUUGCAAGAACUCAUCUUCUUUAAUGGUGAGGUUUCGCGUCAAAGAAGAAGUGCCCAUUGGCACACUUAUAGGACACAUUUCUGAUGUUCCCGGCUGGAUAAAGGAUUUGAAUGAGGAAUACCAGAUCAUGCAGGAGACUAAUUCUUUUCCCGUGCAAGUGGGCUUGAAAAGUGGAUCAAUAACAACCACGGGACGUCUGGAUAGAGAACAGAUUUGUCAUGUCCACGGACAUUGUAUCUUGUCUUUUAAUGUCCUGGCUACCAAGGUCUUGUCCUUGGUACAUGUAGAAGUUGAAGUUUUGGAUAUUAAUGAUAAUGAACCAAUAUUCCCUAAACCGGAACUGGAUUUGGAGAUAUCAGAGAGUGCAUCUCUACGCACAAGGAUUCCUCUUGACAGAGCAUGGGAUCCUGACAGUGGCAGCAAUGCUGUAAAGCUAUAUACCCUUUCACCCAAUGACCACUUCACUUUAAAUAUUACUUCUAGUUCUGAUGGUAAACAUCCAGAAUUGGUGGUGGUAAAGGAGCUUGAUAGAGAACAGCAAUCUUCUUUCAAUCUAGUCCUAACUGCAUUGGAUGGAGGGCAUCCACAAAAAUCUGGGACUGUUCAAGUCAAAAUUAAUGUCUUGGACUCUAAUGAUAACAGCCCAACCUUUGGGGAAAACUCUGUUAUUAUAGAAGUCUCAGAAGACACAUCACCUGGUACAAUCCUUAUAAAUCUUACUGCCACUGACCCAGAUCAAGGUCAAAAUGGGGAAAUAGAGUUCUCAUUUAGUAAACAUAAUUCUCAUCAUGUCCUCAAUAUGUUCACCAUUGACUCAAAAUCAGGUGGAAUAGUUUUGAGAAAGUCACUUGAUCAUGAGGAAAGAAGUUCUUAUGAACUAGAUGUGCAGGCAAAGGAUUUAGGACCUAAUCCUAUCCCUACCCACUGCAAAGUAGUCAUCAAGGUUUUAGAUAUUAAUGAUAAUGCACCAGAUAUUAAAGUCACUUGGGCUUCCAAAGAUUCAUCAGAGAUUGUGGUAUCUGAAGCUGUUCCACUGGGUAGCUUUGUAGCUCUGGUUAUACUCAAUGAUCCAGAUUCAGGUGAGAAUGGACAAGUGCACUGCCAUUUAGUUCAAGAUCAUUCACAUUUUACUUUGCAGAAAUCUAAUGGCAACAGUUAUAUUUUAAUAACCAAUGCCAUACUGGACAGAGAAAAGUGGGAUGAGUAUGAAAUAACCAUCCAAGCUAAAGAUCAAGGUGAGCCCUCAUUUUCUGCUACAAAAUCCUUAAAAAUUCGAGUUAGUGAUGCAAAUGACAACCCUCCCAUUUUUGAGAGGCUGAGUUAUAAUGUCUUACUAGAUGAAAAUAAUGGUCCUUUCAGUCAUCUCCUUUCUUUAAAUGCUCAUGAUAUUGAUCUAGGCGAUAAUGCUGAAGUCACAUACAGUAUUAUUGACUCUGUCAUCUAUGGAAUACCAGUAUCUACAUUAGUUUCCAUCCACCCCAGAACAGGUGAGAUUGUUGUUCUUAAGUCCAUAGACUAUGAGGAAAUUAAAGAAAUUCAGUUCUUGGUCCAAGCAGAAGAUAAUGGUAACCCUAGACUUAGCAGCAAUGCUUCAGUCAAAAUAUUUGUAAAGGACAAAAAUGAUAAUAGUCCACUAAUUAUGCAACCAAAGCUUAAGAGAGGCCGGGCUAGCAUUACAGUCCUAGUUAAUGCUGAGACAGGAUAUUUUCUUUCUGCCAUGGAAGUUUCCAGUUCAGAAGCUUUUGGAUAUAAUUCAGAUGAAAUAUUAUCAGAGACUGCAAAGCUCAAUAUACACCCACUAUAUCAAGUUGUCGCUACUGAUGCAGACUCAGAGGAAAAUGCUAAACUUAUCUACCACCUAAAAGGUAACCACCAAGGCUUAUUUAUUAUGAAUGAACAUUUAGGACAUAUAUACCUAAAUGCAAGCAAUGCCAGUAACCUUAUCGGAAAUGCAUUUGACUUGGAGGUAACGGUUGUAGAUUGUGGAACACCUCAUCAAGAGGCAAAAGCUGUUCUUCAAGUUAUGUUCAGUAGCCACUUGGACCACCUGAAAAAUUCAGCAAGUGAAUCCAAUGGAAAGCUAAGCUUAUCUAUGGUGAUUGUUAUUUGUCUGGCUGUCCUUUUGGCUGUAUGUCUUCUAAUUUUAGCUCUUGUAAUGUCCUUUUGUCGAGUAGAUAGGAAGGACAACAGAGCUUACAACUGUAGGGAAGAAGAAUCAGCUUAUAGAAAGCAACCAAGGAGACCCCAAAGGCAAAUUCAAAAGACAGAUAUCCAUGUGGUUCCAGUACUCAGAGGUAGGCAACAACAACAGGCCGUCACACCAAUAGAAGAAGUCAAACCAUUUCCUAACUCAGAGGAAGGUGAAAAAAUUGCAGAAGGUGAAUCCCUCCAUACUCCUUUUCAUCUAACACCAACUCUUUACCGCACAUUAAGAAACCAGCACAAUCAGGAUACACUUAAAGAAGAUACUACAGAUUUAGAACAAUCAUUCUCUUUGCCCCCCUCUGUAUGCCGAACUUUACAGUACCAAAGACAGAGAAGUUGCUCAAGAGAAAACCUCCAAGACACGCAUGGAACCCUUCCUGUAAGCAACAAAAUAUUAAAAAAUCCAGGAAGUCCCCAAAUAAGAGCAUAUGAUGAAACCAGUUCAUCAGAACCCAUGAUAUUCAAUGAAGGAGAGUUUUCACCAGCGAUGUCUCCAACGCUGAGACGUCAAAAGAAUGCAGAGCAAUCGUCUAAGGAACAAAUAAUCAGAAACCUAGUACGUCUGUCUAUGGUAGCAUUGGCAGAGAAAGAAGCAGUAGAACUCACAAUGCAAUCCCCACAUGUCCAGCAAAUUUCUCAGCUCUUGUCUCUGCUCCACCAAGGGCAAGUUCACCCCAAGACACUUCACAGAGGGAACAAAUACUCAUCUAAAACUGGCAGAUCUAUAGGACAAGAGGUGGACUGGCAGAGUACAAAGGACAGUGGGCAUGGUGAAAGUGAGGCUGGCGACUUGGAUUCUGAGGCAGGAGGAGAUUUUUCUGCUACCCAUCAAAUGGUAGAGGACAAUCUGGAGGCUCUUUUUGGUCAGUGUAUAGGUACAGAGACCAAUCGGUUGAGUGAUCUAGAUCCAGGGUGGAUUGCCCGUCUCUCCUUGCCUUUAGGCAACAACUACAAGGAGAAUAUCUUUACCCCAAGCACUCAAAUCACUCAGGAGCCUACAAUAACAGCAGCAGACAAAGAAGAUCUUAGAACCUUCCUAACAUUUGGUAAAGCUUCUGAUGGGUCACAAGAGAACCGACUGGCCAGCACCUUCCUUUCUGAAAUGAGUUCUCUAUUUGAGAUGCUGUUGACGCAGAAAGCUGAAUCUCAUGGAAACGCCACUUCCGAGGUUCUUAUGAGGCUGUCUUCUUGCAGCAAGAGUAUGGGCAUGGACAGUAAUAUAAGUGAUGGUCCCAGGAAUUAACAAGAAGACUGUUAACUGAGGGUCAAUAUAGAUGAUAGGGCAAGUGGAUCUAGCCCCCACCAUCUACUUGUGAUUUAUAUGGCACUUAGGAAUAAGAAGACUCUGAAUUCAUACUGACUGAAUGGAAGAACUGUAGAUAUAAGAUUUAAAGGGCAUUUGGCAACACUUGCUUCAAUUGAUCAAUAUGGAGUAUUGAUGACGUGUACAGUAUGGUCACUAAGAGUAGAAAUUAGGAUUCUCGUAUUAUGCAAGACAGUAGAACAUAACAUAAUCAUACAAUAACAUGACAAUAAGUAUGUUAUUAUUGGUGCUACCAAAGGCAAAUUUGCACAUCCUAAAACUGGGGUCAAUUUGCACUAUAUACAAUAGUUGGGAUUGUAUAAAUUUAGAGGUUGGUUGGAAAAUGGCAUCUUGAGGUAGCUUACUGAAUAGUUCCUAGACUGAAGGCAGGUGUAGAAAAAUGGUAUGUAUCAUGUAUAUACUGUACUAUCAAAAUGUCCUAAGAUGUUCAAGGUGACCCUAUGCUUCUAAAGCCAAUGGAAAUGUUUGACAAUGAACAAGAUAGAGGCUGACUAAGCAGAGGGUACUGGAUUAAAGUGGUUUGACAACCUAGACUAGACUAUAUCUUAUCUAAGAAUUUCUGCUGUAUUUUAUAACCUGGCCUGUUAUACUGUAUAUCAUUUAAACAACUUCUCCCAGAUUAUCUGUCAGAAUACUAGUACUAUAUAGAAACCUGCAUCCUACCAUCCCGUUACACUAACUCAAGUAGGCAUCCAUUCUUCUUUAUAUAUUGAAUGCUGCCACAUCUUUUGCUUUGGACUAGAUCCGCACAGAUAUAAGAACUGUCAAACUUACAUGCAAACUGAAGAUAGUCAACAGAGUAUUUAUGAAAUUGUAACUGAUUUUCACUCUGGAUCCCUGGUGGUCAACCAAUAUUACACAGGCCUCAACUUCACACCCCAUUCAUUCUGGGGAGGUUCAAGUCAUACAUGUGUGUACCCCUUUUGUUAAAAAGUUGUAUUUAUCCUUGACAUUUCCUCCACACAUUUUAUUUAGCUAAAAACAGGUUUGGACUAAUCUGUAUAAAAAAUAACCUAAACCAGAUCUUCUGAGAUAUAGUAAGGGAACAAAUAAUAGGGGGAUACAAAAUAAAUAAAAAGUACCAUUUAAAUGUCCUGCUGCUCCUGCACCACCAAUCUAGGCCCUGCUGGACUUGCUGCAGUCACAUACCAUCCAUUGUUCAUGUGACCACUGCAGCCAAUCACUGGUCUCAGCAGUCAUGUGACUACUGACAUCAGUGACUGGUUGCAGUGGUCAGGUGAAUGAUGAACAGAAGGAGACUGGAGUGGCAGGACAGUCUUUUUCUUUAUCUUAUACAGCCUCCUGCUCUGUGCCCAUUUAAAAAAAAUCUUGGAAACCCACUUUAAUAGUUGGGCAGAGGCCUCAUCUUACAGGAGGUUGAUCAUUACCCUAGUGAAGGAAGCUUUGCCAUAUAAAUUUGCCUUCUUCUGGGGACAGCACAUCAGGCUGGUAAGAGCUGCAUGUAGACCCAAGACCAGCAUUUGGACAUCAUUGAUCUAGAUUCACUAUAUUAGGUCAUGAUUAGUUUAGAUGUCACUUUUCAAUGUUAUAGAGCCUAGUGAAAUUUUGCUAACCGAACCAGGUUAGUCAUGAUCAACAUGCCAAUGAUUUUCUAGCCCUGCUGUAUAACUCUUUCUGUUGAUCAUAAUCCAUCAUUAAAGAGCCGCUAACAUGCUGGGCUGAAAACGUAUUUUCAUUAAUUUAUGUUAUUUAUCAGUGUUUAACUUAGUUUUCUAGUUUUUUUACUUUUUUAAUAUGUUGCUUUAUAUGAACUGUGUUCAAUUCAAUAAAAGUAAUAAU